GGGACCCCAGCGGCCUUCAAGGCCCACUCCCGGAGCGCAGCGGAGGGGCGGAGUCUGGAGCUGUCGCCCCGCCUCUCCCCUCCCCAGCGCGCUGCGGGGCUGGGGCGCAGAGACCCAAGCGCAGUGCAGCUCUCAGACCCCGCGCCGGGUAUCCCGGACUCCCGAUCUCUGGACUACAGGGCAAGGUGGGCGUUCUGCGAGACCCAAGGAGGUCGGGAGCCUGGCAGUGGGAGGAACUCUCCACCACAGCUUCCCCCCACCUCAGCCAUGGACACCCCCAGCGAACAGGAACUCCAACAACCCUUGCUGCCAAACACAGCCUGUGAUCUCCUGUCCCCCAAGUUUGACAAACCAGAGCUGGGACCCCCCUUCCCAGAAACAGCCUUUGUGGAAUCCCUGAGAGGCCGGCAUUUCCUCCUCCCACCUCUUCCUUCUGUGAGCGCUGGCCUGGGAGAGCCUGAGACCCCUGACCUUGAGGACACAGCAUCCAGUGACAGUGACUCUGAUUAUGAUGGGGACGACCGUCUCUCACCUCUUCUGCCCCAGGACCACCUGGGUCUGGCGGUCUUCUCUGUCCUGUGUUGUUUUUGGCCUGUGGGCAUCGCUGCCUUCUGUCUGGCCCACAAGACCAGCAGGGCUUGGGCCAAGGGGGACAUCCAAGGGGCAGCCACCUCCCGCCGUGCCUUCCCUGGGGUCCUUGCUGUGGGGCUGGGCCUGUGCAUGUACGUGGCUGCCCUGGUGACCUUGGCUGCCUACCUUGCCUCCCGAGACCCGCCCUAGUUGCCCUGCGGGCCCCCACUGUGAAUGCAGAGGCCAGAGGCCCAGUGAACCCGUGACAGGAAUGGAUGAUCUUGGUGCAUA
Peromyscus leucopus (white-footed mouse) is the source of this 861-nucleotide messenger RNA. It is a transcript of the gene Tmem91, whose product is annotated as transmembrane protein 91. The record is from RefSeq and is a predicted model, not a curated record. Gene Ontology annotation, cellular component: membrane; intracellular membrane-bounded organelle. Lineage: Eukaryota; Metazoa; Chordata; Mammalia; Rodentia; Cricetidae.